AUGUCAAAUUUAGAUGAAUAUAGACCUAAAAUGAGGUAUCAGAAUUUUCUGAUUUUAAGAUAAAGCGAGAAUUUUGAUAGCACUAAAAGAUCUAGCAAUGUAUAAUCAAAUUAAAAUACUUAAUCUGGAUUUAGUGGAAAAGAAAUAUCAGUUAAAUAGGCAUUGGAUUACAAAAAAGUGAUGUCAUUAUCUUAGAAUCGUGAGAACAAUAGACUAGCAUCUAAAUGGAAAAGUAAAAAGCUAAAAAUAAUUGAAUAAGAGUAAGAAAUAUUGAGAAUAUUGAAGUAAGAGUAAAAUAAAUCGCAAGAUAUUGAAAUAAACUCUUUUUUAGAUGAUAUUGAGAAAUUAGAAAGUCCAAUUAAUAAAAAAAGAUCUCAGAUUGUGAGCUAGAUUAAAAAUUUAUCAUAUUUUUAAUCUGCUCCAUCUAGCGGAUAAAAGAUUUAAAGAAUAUAAAAUUAACAUUUAAAAAACAGAUAUUAUUUGAAUACAGAAAAUGAUUAUGAACAUAACAAGAUAUAAAAGAGUGCAAUUAACACUUCAAUCAAUGAUAACAGCGCUAUCCUUCAGUUGUAAACACCAAAUUAAUAAUCUAGAAUCGAUACUAGUUUUCCUAAAAUAAAGUCACCAAAUAAUUUAAUUAGCAUUUAACGGUUUAGAGAAAAUAUUAAUCAAAAUACAAAAUCUUCAGUAAGUGAAUAUAUUUAAAAAAGAAAAAAUGUACAAAGGUCCAGUAGCAUAAAUAAACAAGACAAUUUAAAAUAAAAAGAAUUUUAUGAUCAAAAUAAAAAUGAUAACAAUUCCAAUUAAUAUUAAUAAUUACAUUAAAAAAGAAGUCUAAGUAGCAGUAACAGAGGAAACGAAAAAAAAGCUUUAUAAAAUGGCGAUUAAAAAUAGAAUUCUGUUUUUAAUUAUCCUAAUUUAGCUGCUUAAGCUAAUAGCUUACACUUAUAAAACAAUUUAUCAAAAUCUUAAGAAAAAAGCAAUCCCUAACUAGAUUGUGAAUAGUAAAAUAAUAAUUAAUAAGAAGCAUAAAAUGAAAAUACAAAUUCGAAGAACAAUCUUAAAACAGAGGUACUGGAAGAAGUUUAAAUGUAAAAUUAAGAGACUAGCUUAGAUCAAUAAAUAAAGUAAAUUGAAUUGUAAAAUAAAUUAAAAGAAGAUUAAAAGAAUGAAAAAUAAAUAGUUGAUGAAUAUUUAGAGUAAUAAAAAAUUGAAAUUAAUUAAGUAAAUAAAAAUACAUCUAAGUAGAUUUGUAUGAGUGAUCCUUCUUUUAUUUAUUAAGAUGAAAAAAAUACUAAAGUAAGUUAAUAAAAUCAGCAUAAUAAUUUUUUUAAGAAUUGUUAUGAAAAUCAGUAAAUACAUUGUGAAAAUUAUAGCAACAGAAAAAGUUGCUAAAACUCCUAUGAUUAAUAGUUUGAUAAAGAAAACUAUGUUAUUUAUAGAUAAGUAAUUAAGGAACAAAAAAAUCUUUAAUCUUAUUAGCAGACAAUCAUGAACAGAAUUAAUCAUUUAGAAAAGGAAGAAACAAAAAACUUAAUGAAAGUUGAAGAAACAAGAAAGAGAGUGUUUCAAAUUUUAUAAGACAAAAUUAAUUAGUAGUAGUUUUAGCAAAAUUUACAUAAACCAACAGCUGAGCAGUUAAAUUAAAAUCUAAAAAGAGAUGAUUCAAAAUGGAAUGACAAUGUUUAAGUGGUUUAAAAAAAAAUAAGAUCAAAAAGUGUAGCUGAAACAAGAAAUUUAGGAUAAAUUAUUAAAAAGUAGUAAAAAUUUUAGGAAGAAAAAAAGAAGGAAAGGGCAACAUAAAUUAAAACUGAACUCAAACAGAUUUUAGAAGAGAAUAUAAAAAAGUAAUAGUUUGAUCAGCAAUUGAAAGAAUAAAAAUGCCAAAGGAUAAAAAUUUAACUGCAAUAAUCUCGUGAGCAAAUUUACAGAGCUUUGCAAGAAAAAAAACAAAACGUCAUUAACAAUUUUAACAUAUCAAUUAUAGGAGAGAAACAAAGAAAUUAAGUUAUUUAAAAAAACAUUUAAAAGCUUGAAGAAAUAGAAGAAAACUUAAUUUAAAAUCUUAAAUAAACAUAAAUUAGAUAAGAAGGGGUGCUAAACGAGCUAAAAGAUGUUCUUGCAUUAAAUCCUGAAUAAUUCAGUAAAUUACAUUUUAAAAGUAUAAAGCAUGAUUAAGAUUAAAUGCUGACAGAGCAAUCUAAUAAAAUUCUGAAUCUAAGACAUAAAAAAGCUUUACUAUGCUGA
Molecule: messenger RNA, 2247 nt
Organism: Tetrahymena thermophila SB210
Lineage: Eukaryota; Ciliophora; Oligohymenophorea; Hymenostomatida; Tetrahymenidae
Exons: 3
Source: RefSeq, a predicted model, not a curated record